GUCUCUCUCCUACCGCGCAGGGUCUAGCUUGAAUCCUUGUAGUGUCUCUGUCAGUUGCUGUCCUCAGUUUGUGACUACGGACGCCAUUAUUUGAUUUAGUGAAUAUAAAGUUCUGUUUCGAUAUACCGAGUGUUCGAGUUUCAUGGAAAUACUGGUCACGCUGCAGUAGUUUUGGGAGGAUGCCCAACAGGAAACCAGCUCGAACGCGAUUCCUAACCAAAAAGUCGAUAGCAUCAUAGCACCGCUGCAAAUGCUCCCCAGGAUUUUGGGUUUCUUACAGAAAAAGCAAUAAGUUUUGUUUAAAGUGCCUUGUUCUUUCCUGCUGUGUCAACGUUGUGAUAUAUAAUGAAGCAAUAUUAGAGAAGAAACCAGAUCAAAAUGAGCUGGACAAUGAUGGGUACAAGUACCCAAGGAAAUUAGACAUGUUUAGGUCUGUGAAUCAAAACAUUUACAGUCGGACUAUAAUGCAAGUAAGGUUGCUCUCUCAAAAGACAGUGUUCAGUUCUAUCAAAUUAUGGAUGCUGCAUACUACCAAGCUAUGCACAGCUUUGUGCCAGACCUGCACAACAGCAAUGCUUUACCAGUUAAGAGGGGUGACAUACUCUUAGUAUAUGUACAAAGAGUAUCGGGUUGUCCAAAAGGGUGGCUGUAUGCCUACCACCAAACCAAGCACAUCAAAGGAUAUGUACCUGUUGAAGUACUCAAGUACAUUGGUUCAGAGACAAGUCACCAUCUUCAAAGUGCUGAACAACAAGGGGGCACCACAUCAGAGACUGAAUUACACAAUACUAGUCAUCAAUUUACAAUAAUUUAUAUUUCAAAUCCAAUCCAGUGUGUUCACUGCAAAGACUAUUUAUGGGAUAUAGGGAAGAUUGCUAUACAAUGUUCAGAUUGCCAUUCUUGUUUCCACAAGCUAUGCAUCCGAUUCUCCAACAGGCACGCCUGCCAGAAAGGUACCGAGGAGACGUCGACGGCCGCGCUGGACCGCGAAAAGCCCGUAUCAGAGUGGACGUCACCAACGGUAGUAGAAUGGAUGGCCGCGGUCAAUUUGUACCCAUAUUCCGAUCUUUUCCGGUGCAAAGACGUCUGCGGAUCCGACCUGCUAAAUAUGGAUAAAGAAAAAUUGAUGAUCAUGGGUGUGAAAGACGAGUUCCACCAGAAAGCGAUCCUGCAUAGCAUCAAUGAAUUGAUUUCUUCUGAGAACUCAAACAUGUCCAAUGACCAAUGCAACUAUAAGGACGAAUAUGCCCAUAAAUUGAUCCAGCAGAGCUUCAGUACUUUGCAGAAGUGCAGCAAAUGCAAUAAAUACUUGAGGGGUAUCCUCCACCAGGGGUUCGUCUGUAAUGAUUGCGGUAUCGUGGCUCAUCGAACCUGCGCUGCAACGGGCUUAUCCACGUGCAAACCGAAAUGUACCAAGCUUAUUGGAACUUUUGGUCAAAGCCUUUGCGCAUUAUUUAAUCCAUCGGAAACAGCCGCUCCGGACAUCGUUGUUAAAUGUGCCGAAGAACUGGAGGCAAGGGCUGCAGCAAACAGUUCUUUAGAGUUGUACAGCUUGUAUUCAGAGUCAGCUCCUAGUGAGCAAGUCAGCGAGCUAAGGCAAAGUCUGAACGAAUCAAGUAAUGUAGAUCUGACGCUCUACACUCCAGUGUGUAUUGCAAAUGUUUUCAAGAAUUUCCUGAGGGAGUUGCCAGAUCCCAUAAUACCUGUUCAGUGGUAUGAUCAAUUUUUGGACGCAGCUAAAAUACGCAACGACGAACAAUGCGCCACAAUGUUGAACAGCUAUGUUCAGGAGAUUCCAGAAAGCCAUCGCAGCACUCUCCAAUUUGUGAUGGCGCAUCUCUGCAGAAUGUGCCAAAUGGAACACACGAGGGGGAACAAGAACCCUCCUACCGUACUUGUUCAAGUUAUGUGCCACAUCUUCCUCAGACCUCCGUGGGAGCGAAUUAUACAAGUUGUUUAUAACACUCAAUCUCACAACCGUAUUGUGGAGAUAUUAUUGCUUCAUUGUGAUUGGGGUAUUAAGCUACCAGAGUUUGCUGCGGCGCCUGCAAUUCCACCAAGGAAAGUCUCCAGGAAUAGUAGCAGCCAUACAGUCGGGACGGAGAAGGAGAAACCAUUGACGACGUCUCUUCAGGAUGCGGAGUGGUAUUGGGGAGAUAUUAAACGCGACGAAGUUACGGAAAAGUUGGACGAUACCUGUGACGGAACCUUCCUUGUACGAGAUGCUUCCAACAAAUCUGGAGAGUACACUCUGACACUCAGGAAGGGUGGAGCUAAUAAGUUGAUCAAAAUUUGCCAUCGAAACGGGAAUUAUGGUUUUACGGAACCAUAUACUUUCAAUUCCGUGGUGGAACUCAUCAAUCACUACCGCAACGACUCGCUGUCCCAAUACAACGUCUCUCUCGACAUCAAACUUCUGCAUCCAGUAUCUAAAUACAAUCAGGAGGAAGAGUGUACGGAGAACGUGGAGAAAUUGAAGCAGUGCUUCUUAGCGAUCAACAAGAAAUUAGUGAAGAAAAACCAAAUGUUCCAAAGCAUAUCCGAGACUGCGAGUACCACGCGUCAGGAAGUUACUAGCAAGCGCCAGUCGCUUAGCGCCUUGAAGGAAUUAGUGAAGGUGUUUAAAAAGCACACGAAGCUCCACGAAAAAUUCAAAGCUGAAUCUCAGCCACACGAAAUCGUGUCCGUCAUGCAGAAUGCAGAACUGCUGCAGACUCGCCUCAAAGCCAUGGAAGAGAGUUGCGAACAACUGGACGAGAAUUUGCAGUCUCGCGAAGCCUUCAAUAGGACUUUGGAACGUGAGAUGACUUCUUUGAAGCCGACCAUUCGAGAGUUGCGGAAAGAGCGUGACAAGUAUCAGAAGUGGAUGAAGCAAGGCGGAGUAAAGCAGACCGUGAUAAGUCAGCUGUUGGAGUUGGUAGGCGACGUGGACGAAGCUAUCGUCGAGGACUUCGAAGAUCUACCACACAAUGAUGAAUCGACGUGGCUCAUGAUGCAUUGCCAGCGUUCCCAAGCCGAGAAAUUGCUAUAUGGUAAAGCCGAUGGUACAUUCCUCGUGCGUAAAUCUAGUACCAACCAGUAUGCAUUAUCAAUUGCCUGCAACGGCAUUGUAAAUCACUGCAUCAUUAACGAAACAAAGAAGGGUCUCGGCUUUGCGGAGCCGUAUAAUAUUUACGACUCGCUCAAAAAUUUGGUGCUUCACUAUUCCCAAAAUUCUUUGGAAAUCCACAACGAGUCGCUCAAAACCACUCUGACGUACCCUAUCAACGCGUGAGCAAAACAAAUGAAGUAAUGUGAUAAUAUAUAUAUUUUUAUCGUUUUUUCAAAGUGAAGAAGAAACUGAUUUUAAUUUUGGAAAAAAAAAGUAACUUAUUUAUACAUAUAUAUUUGUGUAUAUAUAUAUGUGAAUAUUGAUAUUUUAUAGCACCACGAGACUCAUUUGAAUCUACUGUAUGCCCAAUUAUAAGCAUAAUAUUUUGAUUGCAAAAUAUUAUGCAUAUAAUAAGGAACGAGCAACAACUAGAAAGAAAAAACAUACAAAAUAUGAAUGCAUAUAUAUAAUAUAAAUCGCAUGAACACCACCAAUGUUUUAUAAAUGACUGUGAUAGUGUGCUAAGUGAAGAAUUGUCUUUAAUUUUGUUCCAUAUAUCAUACUAUACAUAUUUUUAAUAUCUUUCUAUAAGUAUCUUCCAAUAUUUUCAUUUAAUAUUAAUUAUAUUCAUUGCACCCGUUUGGGUGCUGUUAUUUUGAAGUUCUAAGAAAAUGUGGUGCAUAGAGAGAGAGAGAGAGAAAGAGGAGAAAUCGAGUUAGUGAGAGAAGGAUGCGAGAGAUAAAAUAAAAAUUCGAAAUAUUAUUUUUUGUUUCACCAAACACACACAUGUGUCAUGUCUCAAUGUCUAUUGUAGAAUUCUUCUGUGUAUUCAAACUAUUGUAGACAUAUAGUUGUAAUGUAUGAAUAUUUUUUUUUUAUAUUUGUUCCUCUUCUUAUUAAUUGUCUAAUUAUAUAUAUAAACAUAUAAAUAUAUUUUGUGAUUUAGUAUGGUCGAGGAAGAAUGUGUUUUCGUUUUGGAAAAAGAAAAAACAACUUAUAAAGGGGUUUGUUUGCUGAAGUGUAUUUACCUUCCAUCGGAAUUCGCAUGCGAGCCAAAAUUGAAUUUAUUUUUGUAAUAUCGCGUUUGGCAAAGCAAACAAACCCUGCAUGCUAAUUACAACCAUUAUACUUUAGAUUUAGCUUUAUUCAAUCAAAAUAAAAAAAAAACAUGUAAACAUUGUAAUGGCAAUAUAUUACCGUUAUAUUCUUACAUUAAAAGUGAAACAAAAUAUAUGGAGGAGGAAAAUUGUCGCCGGAAGAACGUUUUCUCUGGCACUUCGUUCUUAUUACGAAAUUAGCAUUUUCUUUGUGUAUAUAUAUGUAUAAAUACAUACAUAUAUUUAAGAAUAUGAAAAAAAGCUUACCCGUAUUAUAUUUGUGUCCUUUAGAAGGAUGUCAUUGACUCCAAGUCAUUUUUCUCUUUUUUUUUUCUUCUAUUAUAUAUUGUAUAAUCUAUCGUGAUGAGUUUAAACAGUUGCUUUUUAUCUUCUUGUUUCACAAGUUUUUAUCAAAAAUAUAAUAUUCAAAAGAAAAAAAAUCGUUGUAUUGUUUUUCAAUAUUAUAUUUUUUUAAUCGAGUCAUUUGCUUCAGUUGUUAAAUGAUUUAUUUGCCAUCACAUUAUGAUUUUUCCCCCUUGUUUUGUUAUUUUAGAGUUCGAAGGCUGUUUUGUGUUCAUACUGUGUGGCAUUAAAAAGAAAAAAAAGUGAAUGGCUGUUUUCUAUUAGU
This is a messenger RNA of Nicrophorus vespilloides, 4816 nucleotides long. RefSeq names its product phosphatidylinositol 3-kinase regulatory subunit gamma (gene Pi3K21B). The record is from RefSeq and is a predicted model, not a curated record. The transcript has 11 exons. Gene Ontology annotation, molecular function: GTPase activator activity; 1-phosphatidylinositol-3-kinase regulator activity; protein binding. Gene Ontology annotation, cellular component: phosphatidylinositol 3-kinase complex. NCBI's taxonomy places the organism in Eukaryota, Metazoa, Arthropoda, Insecta, Coleoptera, Silphidae. Gene Ontology annotation, biological process: insulin receptor signaling pathway; phosphatidylinositol phosphate biosynthetic process; regulation of GTPase activity. The coding region runs from base 515 to 3274 and encodes 919 amino acids.